This is a messenger RNA of Frankliniella occidentalis (western flower thrips), 1156 nucleotides long. RefSeq names its product endocuticle structural glycoprotein SgAbd-8-like. Lineage: Eukaryota; Metazoa; Arthropoda; Insecta; Thysanoptera; Thripidae. The record is from RefSeq and is a predicted model, not a curated record. The transcript is spliced from 3 exons. Gene Ontology annotation, cellular component: chitin-based extracellular matrix. Bases 51 to 629 code for a protein of 192 amino acids. Gene Ontology annotation, molecular function: structural constituent of chitin-based larval cuticle.
AGUCAGUUUCUGCCCCUCAGCCACCCCGCCCAGAUAGUGACGGCCCCACCAUGCACCACCACCACAUGACGAUGCUCCUCCUAGCGGCGGGCCUCGCCGCGACCUGCGCACAACAGCAGGAGGCGGCGCAGCCCAGCGCGCAGCCCAGCACCUCCCCCAUCCCCAUCAUCAAGUACGAGAACGAAGGCGUCAACCCGGACGGCUCUUACAAGUGGAGCUACGAGACGGGCAACGAGAUCGUGGCCGAGGAGGAGGGCUACCUGAAGAACGCCGGCAAGGAGGGCGAGGAGGCGCAGACGGCCAAGGGGCGGUACGCGUACACGGCGCCCGACGGCACGCGCAUCGAGCUCACCUACAUCGCCGACGAGAACGGCUUCCAGCCCCAGGGCGCCCACCUGCCCACGCCGCCGCCCAUCCCGCCCGCGAUCCAGCGCGCCCUGGACUGGAUCGCCGCGCACCCCGAGCAGGACAAGGAGGGCGCCGGGUCGGCCCCAGCCCCUGCGGCGGCCCCCGCCCCCGUGCAACCUGCAACCUCUUCGCCAGCCGAGACUGCGGACCCCACGGCGGCCGCCGCCUCCUCCAGCGCUGCCACCACCGCCACACCAGCCCCUGCCAGGAGGAGGAGAUAGCCUAAGGAAACAGUACAACCCUAUAGUUUAUAUGUCUCGCGUUUGAUUUACCACAAGUUGUUUUAUGAAAUGAACUGACAAAAGUGUUUCCAUUUUUAAUUUUGUUUUUAGCAUUGGGGAAAUCCGGGAUUCGCUUGAAAUCAGAACGAAUUGGGUUUAUGAUGUUGUAAAAUCUUUUCUGUGAAGAUUUCCUUAUCGGAGUCACCAAUGUGAGAGGGGCUUUUUGGGUGAAGCACUUCCGCCGUUGGGAGGCAAAGGACAGUAUUCGAUUUAAUAGGCCUUGGAAAGAAGACGCCAGGAAGAGAGACCAUAAAGUCCCACAGCUGUUUGUUGCAGUGAAAUUACCAUUUUUCAUUAUGAAACGUAAGCGCGAAACUCGGGGUGCCGAGUUUUCGGUAAACAUAAGUUACCAUUUUGAGCUAAGUCAUGUGCGUCGGCCGGUGUGUUCUGUCGUUGUUUUUAUUGUCAGUGACAUCAAUGUUUUUUGUUAUUUUAGCAUAAGAAUGAAUAAAACGUAAUUAAAAACA